This is a messenger RNA of Penicillium antarcticum, 1344 nucleotides long. Its product is annotated as Spo7-like protein. The transcript has a single exon. Gene Ontology annotation, cellular component: Nem1-Spo7 phosphatase complex. The record is from RefSeq and is a predicted model, not a curated record. Bases 1 to 1344 code for a protein of 447 amino acids. Gene Ontology annotation, biological process: nuclear envelope organization. Gene Ontology annotation, molecular function: protein phosphatase regulator activity; phosphoprotein phosphatase activity. Lineage: Eukaryota; Fungi; Ascomycota; Eurotiomycetes; Eurotiales; Aspergillaceae.
AUGGUCUCGCCAUUAGACCAUUUGGUCAAGGGUGCUCCAACCUCAGAAGCCCGAACUCCUACGCCAGAGCCAUUACACUCCCAUUCAGAUGCCUCACGGCCCUCCGAUCCCCUCGAUCACCUCCCAUCGGCUCCCCCGCAGAUCUACCUGAACCUGCUGAUUCUCGAAACCUCGCUGCGAGCCCAAUACUUGGCUCUGCGCGAGCGCCGGAGGCAAAACACCUUCUUCGUUCUCCUCCUGGCUGCCUGGAUUGCCUACUUCGCCUAUGCGCUCUUCCUCCGUCCGCGUGAAGAUGGCCGCGGCGUCGGCGGCUCAGUCUACUGGGUUGUGGAGAUGGGAGAGAAAGUCGCCCUGCUCGGCGGCGUAGUGACGGCCUUGCUGGUCUGGGGAACAGGGCAAUGGGAGCGCGGCAUCCGAUGGCCACGGCGCUGGUUGGCAGUCGCGAAUCGCGGCCUACGAACCAUGAACACCAAGAUCAUCAUUAUCCGCGGGCCAUUCUGGCAGGAGCUUCUCUCAUACCUCUCCUUCCUGUUCCCCUUCUCCGUCCCAUUCUUCCCCUCGCCCACCGGCAACUACCAGUUCGUCGAGCGGAGCCCCUCCGACAAGCGCAGUGCCCGUCAACACUACCAGCAAUACUACAAUGGCGCUGACAGCGAGUCCGGACUGGUAGAGGAAGACCUCAGUCCAGGAGGUGACUAUAUCCGGCUUCUCCUACUCCCAAAAUCAUUCUCGCCCGAGUUCCGCGAGAACUGGGACGAUUACCGAACGGACUUCUGGGAAAAGGAAAACGAACGCCGUGCCCAGCUCCGCAUCAAGCUCCGCGAGCGUGAAAUCCACCUUGCCCAGACAGAAGGCCGCUGGCUCGGCCGCUGGGGACUAGGCUGGCGCGCAUCCCAGCGCCGCCGCCUCGGCGCGGCAAACCUCCACCGACCAAUGGAGCCAGAAUUCAAAUACCGUCUCGGCCACGGGCAUCACCCCUCUGUCUCAAAACUAAGCCAAGAGCAGCGCGGCCCAUUUCCCCGCCGCAACACCCGCUCCGAAUCACAUUCCCGCACCUCGUCCCGCAGCACGACACCCGUCGACAUCGGCCUAGAUCAGGACCGGCCACCCUCACGCUCUUCGACAUCCAGCAGACCCCGCCGAGGCAGUACAGCAUCCGGAGAAACCACGCCGCAACAGCGCAAACGAAAGGGCUCCACGCUCCGCCGGGGCCUGUCGCCCCUUACUCAGGCGCAGAUCCGGGAGGGAGUGAGGACGCCGUCGUUUUCGUCGGAUGAUUCUGUGCUGCCUAUGGGUGAGAAGGAUAAGGAGGAGUCUAUACCGGCUUCUGUGCCGGAAUUGUAA